AGUCAGUUGACGAUGUAAACAAAAGUAGCGUACAUACUGAAACAAGCUCAUUUGAGCGUUUAGCAUUGGCUAGCUAUGUUAAUGACACCUAAUUUGCGUGUCUGCUCCAUCUGACUGAACCGAGCAGUGUGUCUGUGGACAGUUAGCACCGUCGGUGCUGCCUCACAGGUUGCUAGGUUAGUCAGUUUAGCUGUUAGCUAGCUUCAGUGUCCACAGAGUCACUACACCACUGUGAGGGAGUUAUUACCAAGAUGGAGGCCAACCUGGGAUCCCUGCAAAAUCCAUAUCUAAGCUCUGUCCUGUCUUCGUGUGAGCCAGAGCUGCAGGAGCUGAUGCGACAGAUCGACAUCAUGAUCAACCAGCAGAGGAAGGGUUGGGAGGCUGAGAUCCAGGCCAUGAGGCUCCGGCUGGAGGGGGGAGAGGACGAGCUGCUGACUUCCAGGAACCUUAUAAAACGGAGGGACCUGGAGAUCGGACUGCUCCACAAGCAGCUGGAAGAUGUCCAGACUGAUCGACAAGAGUUAGAUGCCAAGUACGAACAACAACUACAGAAAGUUCGUGAAGAGUUGGAUAAAUUAAAGAGAAGUUACCAAAAGCUCCAGCGCAAACAUGUAAAGGAAACCAGUGGAGGAGUGAAAGAGAAGAACCUUUCAGAGGUGACUAAACUGCAUGAAAGGAUUGAGGAAUAUCAUCAGCGCGCCGCAGAGUGGGAGCAGCAACACGUCCAAUCCCAGAAACAGCUGACGGCACUGGAGGCCCACAAUCGGAGAUUGACUGAUGAGCUCACGCAUGGGAAGACUCAGUGGGCAUCAUGGCAGACGGAGAAAGACCACAGGGAGUGUGUGGUGGUGAAGAAUCUGCGUACUCAGCUGGAGAAGACCCAGAGCAGCCUGCACUCACAAGAGCUUGAACUGGAGCGACUCCGGCCACUCGAGCUGUGGCUGGAACAGAACCAGAGAGAGCAGCAGGGGUUUUCAGGGGAACAGGAGCCGCUUCAUGCCCAACUGGACUCCCAGGAUACAUAUGUGCAAAGAGCCAGUUUUGAACAGCAAAGGCUUCGUAAUGAAGCUGCCAGACUCAACCAACUGCUGCAGGCUAAAGAUCAAGUCAUUCGCUCUCUGGAGGACUGCUUAACAGCUCAGGGCUGUGCCAGUGUGGAAACCCUAAGACGAGAUCUGGAGAGGACUGCAACCAAACUUCACUGUGCUCAGGCCUGUGAGGUUCAUCUCAAGGCUGAACUGGCCUGUCUCAAAGAGAGACUGGAUAAAGUGAAUCGACUGAGAGAACAAGACCUGAGAAGCAUAAAAACUGAAUAUGACUCUUCAGUUACUGAGCAGAAAAAGCUGAGAGAAGAGCUUCAGAUGACCAAGCAGACCCACAGUGGUGAGUUGGACGGGAUGAGGAAGGAGGUGUCCAAGCUGACCGGCGCGCUGCAUCAGCGCAGCCUCACCAUCGCCUCACUGAGCGGCUCCGCGGCCGACAUCAAGCAGCAGCUCUGUGGCGAGGUGAAGCGAGCACAGCAGAAGGCAGCUGAGCUCAAAAUGACUCAGACACAGCUGGAGACUUUACAAACUGAGAACCACCAUCUGAAGGAUCUGCUGCACAGACUGGAUUCUCAGUCACCAAAGAGGGGGGACUCCAUGCUUGCAUCACUGAAGGAGAGUUACAUUUCCUCGCUGAGCAGCCUGGAGCAAGAGAAUCAAAAGCUCAGGCAGGCACUCAGUGAGUUGCGAGCCCAAGUCGGGGUGUCCAUCAAGGACAAUUCUGAAAGUCCCCUGCUCAGCCAUGUUGUAAGCGACCGAACACGGCCCGCUCAGGACAAGACUGAAGAUACCAGACAUCACAAACACCAAGAGGAGGCUAAUCCGCAGGAGAGCAACAGUCGCCAUGAAGGAGAGAUCCAGAGGCUCUUUGGAGAGCUGCACACGCUUUCGAAGUCACACACAGACCAGCCCUGCAGCCAGGCCCAAGACGAUAGGCCACAGUCAUCCGCUUCUUCUUCUUCCUCCUCCAGCAGCAGAAGAUUGAUCAGGAUAAACGUGGUGCCAAUGUUAAGUUCAAAUGAAUCUGCUGAGCAACAGAGCUCCAGCUCCGAAGACUCGCUGAACUUUGUGUCCGAGAAGAAAGUCCCUCCUGCUACCUCUCCAGUGGAACCUUCUUCAGCCUCACCUGCGGACAGCAUGGUCACUCAUUUCCUGGAAGAGGAAAUGUUACUGACCAAUGAGCUGUUCCAGAGACUGGACACUCACAUCCAGGGGAUGAGAGAGAACAACAUCAAAACAGCCUCCAAGUACCUGCCCACUGUCUCAGAGCCUGAAUCCCCCCACACAUCUGUACAGAGUGGUCAGUGAGUGAUAAAACGGACCUAGAUGAACAGUUGUGAAUAACUCUUGUCAGGCGUUUUUAUAUAUGUCUCAAAGAAUUAAACUUUAGAGAGAUCUGUAUUUUUUUUUCAUGUAUUUGUACAUAUAAACUCAGCAUGGCAGCUUGGAGCUGUGACUUCAUUUAAGUGUUUUUUAAGAUGGUGGUUAGACCUGGAUCACAUAGACCCUGUUCAGACCUGGUAUUAACAGCCGUCCUGAGUGAUCCAAUCAUGGUCAGACCUAAGUUGAGGUCUAAACACACCCAACUGAGUCCUGAGAUCCAAUCACCAUUGGGUGGUGCUCUGGGACGCUUUGAGAACAUCCAAGCAUCCUGGAUGGACCAACAACUCAGCUGACGUCCCUAGACCCACUACUGUUUAACCUGAUUUUUACUCUUCUCACUGUCCAUUAGCACUGACCAUCCCAUAAUGGCAGAUACUUAACUUUGACUGGUAAAAUGUAUCUUCAUAACUGCCUGAGAUUCAUUCAUUCAGCUCCUCCUGACUCCGUAUUCUCUCUCUCUUUAUCUCUCUCGGUCUCGCUUGUGCCAACACAGACAGACAUAUACACACAUACACAAACGGACAUGAUUAUAUGCAUAUAAAGCGAGGAAGUAAGAUUUGUUCACUAGUGGUCACAGGAGACGCAUUCAGGACGUUAUACCAGGUGUGAACACACAUUUAACGUUGUCCUCUUGUGAUCAGACCUCUCAGGAUCUCUAAAUACCAGGUCUGAACGAGGCCAGCAUUCCAAAUGUCACAUUUAUUGCAAUGUGUUUGUAUUGAGUUGCUGAUCAGCUCAGAUUUUCCAAUGGCUAUUUAUUUAUCCUAUAACCAAUCACACCACUUUAUACAAUCUGUUGAAACAGUCUUGACAGGAACAUGGACCAUGUAAAUAUGAGCAUUUGUUUCUAUGAGUAACAAUUAAAUAAUAACUUUCAUCAAAAUACUCUUCUACUCAAUUGAUCAAAUAGCUUUGAAAAGUAAAAGAAGAAAGUAAAACUGAACUAAAUCAGUCUUACAAUCAAGGUCUCUUUUUCCGCUUUUGUGGUCCCGUACACAAACUGUAGAUCUUCGAUUUGUUCAGAUGUUACUAUGAAUUGAUCCAAAUUGUAUGCCAGUUGAUUCAGUAAACACACAUCUGCAGUGGUUCAUCAAAUGUAUCUGUAAACACAGUAACGAUGCCAGAUGAGUUUGUUCUCAAGAUGUUUCAUGUUAUGUUGCAUUUCAUUCCAGCUUGUAUGAGCACUGAUGAAUGAAUUUUGCCAUUAGGAAAAAAAAUGAGAAUAUGCCUGAUAUCUGUCUCGGGGGUCAAAGCAUGCUUCACAUUCUUCUGGACUGUUUUUAAAAGAUUAGACUGGCCUAAAGAAGUUGCUGACCAUUCCUGACGUCUUCUGCCAUAUUUGUGAGACUUCACAUAGCUGACAUCUGGUUGCUGAAUUCCAUCUGAGCCACUUGUCGGACUUCUCACAUUAAGCUGCGUUCCUGUGCACUUUCUCCCCGUAGGAGGCUGCAUAUUCCAAUUUUUCACUUGGCCUAAAAUACAGCAUUGGUAUAUGUUUUGCAAGAAUGUAGCUGUGAGGCUGAGGAGCGCCUGUCCUCCCUGCACGUCUGUCAUAACUGGGAAAAUGCCACAUAUGCACAUGUCUGUCCAGACAGCAGGGAAGGAGAGCAGGCCUCUCAUACUGUAGCUCUCCUUAUUUUCUUGUUUACUCACCUCCCAGCCCCCCUCCCCCACCCCCUCCACCCGCACCAGCAGCCAGAGGCCCUGCAGCUAGUCUAAUGCAGGAAUGUGUGCACCAUGCCAAUGCUGUCAUGAACCUUCCCCUGCGGCCUGCUUUGUCCUCAUCACUAGACACUGUAUGGAAUGUUAAUAUCAACCAUGUGGGGCGAUGAACCUCAGAGACACUGAAAGGCCUCAGGGGGCGGGGGGGAAUCAUUAUAUUUUAUUGCUUUUUUAAUGAAGGACACACUGAUAGAAUGGAAAUAAAGUGCAAAACAGUUCUAAAAAAAAAUUGUUUUUCAUUUUUGCCCUUAUACUAUUACAAUAACAGAGCAGAAAUAACGUCCUGCUGUCUCCGUGUCCAGUGACUUCUCACUCAGGUAUUUGGUAGCCUGCGCUACGUGCACUGUGAGCCCCAACAAACAGUGAGGAGGAAUUUGGCGAAGCAGACAUUCCUCUGGCUCUGGAGGUGAAAACGUUUUUUUUUAUGUGGAGAUUCCUUGAAGGGGCCUUGUAAAAGGGAGGAGGAGUGAGGCUGAUUCAAACCCUGGGAGAGUUCGGACUCCCGUGUUUACAUAUUGCUUCACUGGCUUGAGGCUAACGGACGAUUGAGUAAUUGCUGUAUUGAUUAGUGUAAUGAAUUUAAUUGCCAGCAGUCACCUCAUCAUUUUACUAUCACAGUUCCAUAAUAGAGAAAUAUCCUUUAAAAGGGUCAAUAUUGAUGCUGCAAAGGCCAAGAUAUUCUGAUUUAGUCUCUAGUAUUGGUUAAGGCCCCCAAAUCACUGCAUCCUAUAUUUCCCAUAAUGCAACUCAUCAGUGUCUUUCAUUAGCCCAUCCUGCUAAGAACCAUUCCCAGAGCAGUAUCAUCAUUCUUUUAGAGUGGUGUUAAAAUACACAAAUCUUUCAAAGUCUUUACAAUUCUUAAAGAUUUAACGUGAACACUACAGUUUGACAAAGAUAUCUACAUCUCAUGGCCUUCUUCCACAGGUUUAAUUUUCUCAAUCAGGUUAAUGUAAGGUGGUUUUAUUCAACAUUAUAACGGUAAACAAAGUUUGAAUCCCUGUGUGUAAUAUGAAAGGUUUCAUCUCUAACUCCAAUUUCACUUCCCUCAACCUCUGCAAAGCAUGAUAUGUUCUUUCAGCUCAUUGUUUUGGUUUUAGUGCCUGCAUCUGUCUUAUCGGAGCGCAGUCCUGCUGCAACAGUACACUGUGUUCAGAACAGAGCCCACUGCACUCUACAUGCACCAAACCGCACAGAGACUAACAGCAGCUUGCUGAUGGACACAUAUAGGAGCGCUCUGCAGAACUGGAGGUUGCAUGUGGAGAGCAUAGAUGGACCUAAAAGGACAGUUUGACUUGGUUGAUUUAGCUCUUUGACUGUUGUGUGUGUACAUAUGCAGGUGUUUGCUAACAAGUUUCACUUGUCAACUUUUGGAGGUGAUGACAUGUGUCAGUGUUGAAUUCACAGGUCGAUUCCAAACUGGCAAAGAAUAUGUAGUAAUGUAGGUUGAGAUUGGUGAACUUACCAAGAGAGCUGUGGAAAGAAACUCCAAAAGUAAGUGAGUCAAUAAGUUUGGUUUAAUUCAAUGUUACAUUAGUUAAAUAGUUCAAUGAAACCGAGGCUUUUAGGUCAGUGAAAGCAAAGAACCAAAAUGACCCCAAGCACGUCUUCAGACCAGUUUUCACCCCUGUCUGUUUGUUUGUUUGCUUUAAACAUAAUUACUCAAAAAUAACCAAAUAGAUUUCAGCGACAAUGAACACUUAAAAAUGUUGGUGUGGUCAGAUCAGGGGUCAGACCAAGGUCAUUUUUUAUUUCACUUUCAAUAGAAGACUGUUCAUUUUCCACCAUUUUUUCAUUUUCACUGAUUUCUUAGAGAACAUUUUGUUGAUUUAGAUAAUCACCAUAAAUCUGUGAGGUUUAGGCGACUGAUAUCCAUGAGUUUGAAAAGUUUGUUGCAGCUUGACUGGAUUCAAGGGGGCUGUUGGGCUUUGGUGGAGUCAUGUCGUCAACUGGGCGCCAUUCUAGAUCUUUAGUGGAAUGAAAGAGUACAUAUAAAAAGUUGCUAGGUGCUUAUUUCUUGUUGCAUUCCCCUUAAACAACAUUGUCAU
Messenger RNA from Platichthys flesus (European flounder), 6193 nucleotides. It is a transcript of the gene cep63, whose product is annotated as centrosomal protein 63. Gene Ontology annotation, cellular component: centriole. Gene Ontology annotation, biological process: de novo centriole assembly involved in multi-ciliated epithelial cell differentiation; centriole replication. Bases 252 to 2351 code for a protein of 699 amino acids. The transcript is spliced from 14 exons. Lineage: Eukaryota; Metazoa; Chordata; Actinopteri; Pleuronectiformes; Pleuronectidae. The record is from RefSeq and is a predicted model, not a curated record.